AAAAGAUUGUCCCUUGUCGCACUCCGUACAUUUAUAUUACUGUGAAAGUUGGAGUGGUUGCUACCAGCUGCUCAAUUAUCGUAAUUGCACAGGAAUCUGGACUAUAAUCAGUUGGCUGCAGCUGAGGAAGUGCGUUGUUGAUCACCUCUACGUUUGUCAACAUGGUAAAUGUCCACAAAGGAGUCCUUGUUGAAUGUGAUCCUGCCAUGAAACAAUUCCUCCUCUACCUCGAUGAAACGAUGGCUUUGGGAAAGAAGUUCAUCUUAAAAGAUCUGGAUGACACACAUGUUUUCAUCCUGGCAGAGGUGGUUCAAAUCCUGCAGGAAAGAGUCGGCGAGUUAAUGGACCAAAAUUCAUUCCCCAUCACACAAAAAUAACAAUCUAUACAAAAAUAACUCCUGUACUAUGGACUGGUUGGCAAUGUUUUGGGGGGGGGUUUCAGGUAGUUUGCAGCCAUUUGCUCAACUGGAAGAGCUGCUGAUUCUUUCUAUGAAAACUCGUUUAUAUUGUAGCUGCUUAGUACGUUUCUCUAUAUUGUGUUGGAUUACCUAAAGCUGAUAAGUGUUACAUAGAAAUAAUUCUUAAAGGAAAAGAAACAAAACUUCACAAUAAUGCUUCUUUGGAGGUGAGCCCUGACAGAACAUUUGGUAAUUAAACCCAAGCAAGAAUUAAACCCAAGCAAGAAUUAAACCCAAGCAAGGAAAGAACCAGAAAUUGGCAUCAACAUUGAUUUAUUUUAUUUUUCAAAAGUUGUUUGCAAAUGAAAUUACUCCACCUUAAGACAAUGUCUUCUCUUUUCAUGGGAAAUACAAUGUACAAGCAUCCCCCCACACACACCUCCAAAAAAUGAUGUUCCGUUUUUGUUUUUCUAACCAGAUAUUUUUUUAAAAAUAAAAACAAACCUAUAGUUUGUUUUCUAGCUGUUAGAAGCUUAUUUUUAUAAUUUGCUGUGACAUGUCUUUAAAUUGAGUGACAUUUUUAGGAUAUUCAAGAACUAACUGAAAAUUAAAUAUUCGUUCAAAAACUGUGCGUUUUGUCUCCCUCUAGUGUUUAAGCGCGAAACUGCAAAAUUCCUUUGACAUUUGAGUUCCUGUCGUUAACUCGUGUUUGUAGCGUGAACUGUUCUAGAGUUCCGGUUAUUUUCAAAAUAAGACUACUGGCAGUUUGCAACUAUACCUGAGUUUUCUUACAGCUUCCAUCAAAAACAUUUCUGCCGCUCUAAUUUUAUAACGUUUAAAAUGCGUACACAAUAAAAAUUACUGAUCAUCA
Messenger RNA from Xiphophorus maculatus (southern platyfish), 1269 nucleotides. RefSeq names its product general transcription factor IIH subunit 5 (gene gtf2h5). Gene Ontology annotation, cellular component: transcription factor TFIIH holo complex; transcription factor TFIIH core complex. Gene Ontology annotation, biological process: nucleotide-excision repair, preincision complex assembly; transcription initiation at RNA polymerase II promoter; transcription by RNA polymerase II. The record is from RefSeq and is a predicted model, not a curated record. The transcript is spliced from 3 exons. Bases 162 to 377 code for a protein of 71 amino acids. NCBI's taxonomy places the organism in Eukaryota, Metazoa, Chordata, Actinopteri, Cyprinodontiformes, Poeciliidae.